Molecule: messenger RNA, 255 nt
Organism: Penicillium soppii
Lineage: Eukaryota; Fungi; Ascomycota; Eurotiomycetes; Eurotiales; Aspergillaceae
Exons: 1
Coding region: 1-255 (84 amino acids)
Source: RefSeq, a predicted model, not a curated record
AUGAGUACAUAUGCAAGACUGAGUAUCUACAAAACGUUGUCUAUUAAUUCCAAUAGUCUGAGGGUAUUCCAUCGCACCAUCGCUAACAUCGAGGUCAUCACGGUUCUCGAUAUCAUUGCCAUUCCUCAAAAUGUUGUUACCAUAUGCUCUCCCUUCUGUAUCAUGAACGUCGCCAAAAUCAGCAGAAUGCCAAAGUUCAUCAACGCACAAAUGCUGCAUCAAAGCCGCGUCAUCUGUGUAGGCCUCGUGUUCUAA